AUGGGUGUUUUCGAGGGUGUAUUCCCCCAGUGGGCCUAUCUCAUCGGCUACAACACCGUGUCUUCCUUGUUGUGGCUCUCCAUUUUUGUUUGGACGGGGCGGACAGCUGUGACGGACGGGCUGGGCGCUGUCUAUCCCGCCGUGAGGACCCUCGUGCUCUUUGCGCAGAGCCUAGCGAGCCUGGAGAUUCUGCAUGCUCUCAUAGGCCUCGUCCACGCCCCUGUUCUCACUACCUUUGUCCAGGUUGCAGGCCGCCUGACCGUCCUCUGGAUCGUCAUCGAGGCCUACCCAGCCGCCGCCCAGACUACCUUCUAUACCACCAUGGUCCUGGCCUGGGCGGCGGCCGACGUGGUGCGGUACCUGUACUUCGCCACCAGGCUCGUCGGCGGGCACCAGUACGGAAGGCUGAUCUGGCUGCGGUACAGCGCCUUCUACGUGUUGUAUCCGGUCGGCAUCGCAAGUGAGGUUGGCGUUGUGGCUGCGGCUGUCUCGGAGGCUUGGAGGGCUGGGGAUUCUGGAUUUGCUUGGGGCUAUGUUGCUGCAGCCAUGCUCUAUCUCCCUGCUGCGCCUACACUUUUCAACCACAUGCGCAGGCAGAGACGAAAGGUUCUUGCUUCUGAUAGGAAGUAA
This is a messenger RNA of Cryphonectria parasitica EP155, 630 nucleotides long. RefSeq lists its product as uncharacterized. Gene Ontology annotation, molecular function: 3-hydroxyacyl-CoA dehydratase activity. Gene Ontology annotation, biological process: fatty acid elongation; very long-chain fatty acid biosynthetic process; sphingolipid biosynthetic process. The transcript has 3 exons. Gene Ontology annotation, cellular component: endoplasmic reticulum membrane. Lineage: Eukaryota; Fungi; Ascomycota; Sordariomycetes; Diaporthales; Cryphonectriaceae. The coding region runs from base 1 to 630 and encodes 209 amino acids. The record is from RefSeq and is a predicted model, not a curated record.